Messenger RNA from Owenia fusiformis, 2914 nucleotides. Lineage: Eukaryota; Metazoa; Annelida; Polychaeta; Sabellida; Oweniidae. The record is from the annotation of a GenBank genome assembly.
AUUACAGUGCGAACGAAAAUGAAUAUCUUAUCGUUCGCUAUUUUGAUGCAAACCAUAAAUUUUUAUGUGGCGUGUCAUCAAGGUCAUCUCCAUGCAUAUUUGUUGAUGUUGCUGAAUAUUUUGACAGUAAUCAAGUGUAGGAAACUAAACUGAGAAGAGAAGAUGUAUGCUUACCCACCCAACAGCGGUCCACCCCCACCCCCAGGGGGAGGUGGCAGUAACUACCCACCUACCAAUUAUGGUGGUGGCGGCUAUGGUGGCGGCUACGGUGGCGGUUAUGGUGGUGGUAGUGCCUACAAUGUUAACAACUACACAACAGGUGGAAUGGGAGGUUAUGGUGGAGGUAUGUAUGGUGGUAUGGGAGGCUAUGGUGGAGGAGGUGCUGUCCCAGGGUUCACUGUACCUGCUGUGCAGCAAUGUCAACAGCAAUAUGGAGGACAGCAACAUUAUCAGCAGCAGGGAUAUGGUGGACACCAACAGCAACCCCAGCAAAGACAACCUCCACCAUCCAUGCACAUGAAUCACAUGCAGCAGAACAUGAGUAUGGGCGCCAUGAGGCAGAUGCAGGAAAUGAUGAUGGCUGAGGAGGGACUGAUAGAUGAAGAUGAAAUUCGGGAGAAGAAAGAAAGAAUGAGAAAGCGUCAGAGAAAGAUGAAUCGCCGUAACCGUCGACUAGGGUGGCUCAAAAUAAUUUUUUUUUGGAAAUGUUAUGCUCCCUACGUAAAUCGAGUUGCAUUUUGGGGCUGUCCUGGUUUGCCAGUUGCAAAUUGUACAGGCAGUGGGAUGUUGAGCAGUGCUGUAGCAAGCUCCUGCUUCUCCUCUCUUGCUCUGUCUUACACUGCGAAGAGCUGUGACCAACCUGGAGCCUACCACCAUGCCAGGUUCAUGGGGAAGAGUCUCUACCUCUUGAAGAUAUUCAUGCUCAGCCACUUAUUUGUCCAACUUACUCCACAGCAACUGCAGAGGAUAACACAACUUGUGGGAUUUGUGCCACCCUACCGUCGACGCAACCGCAAGAACCGUGAUGAUGACUAUGAGGAUUCUGAAGAAGAAGAGGAAGAAGAAGAAGAGGAAGAAGAUGACAAAGCUGCUAUGGAGGCAAUGAAGAAAGAAAUGGAGGAGGAAUUUAAGAAAGAAAUGGAAAAGUUAAAGGAGCUACAGCAGAAACUGAAGGAUGAUCCAGAGAAGAAACUGCAGAUCAAGAAUAAACUUGUAAAUGAGCUGAUGAGACGUCAAGAGGUGAAUGGUACAUUUGACAUCACAGAGGGUACGGUGAAGCCAUUCCUGCAGUACACGGCAGAUGACCCAGUGACUCAAUACAUGGCAAGCCGACCAGUUCCAGAGGACAUCACUGGAAAUAAGUGGAGUGCAGAGGUGGACUGUAUGUACCUAAAUGAGGCCAUGGAUGGUUGUGGCACAAAUGAUGAUGCGAUUAUCUUGGUUUCAACUACAAGAUGUAAUGCUCAGCGUCAGGAGUUGAAAAAAUAUUACAAAAUUGCUUUCUCUAAAGACUUACUUGAGGCGCUUUAUUCUGAACUGAGUGGUGACUUCCAGGAGAUCAUCAUGGGGCUGUACAUUCGUCCUGCCCUUUACGAUGCUUGGUGCAUCAAAGAAUCCAUCUAUGGUUUGGGGACAGACGAGGUUUCCCUCCUUGAGAUCUUGAUGACACGAACAAAUGCACAGAUUAAGGAAAUGACAGAGGAAUUUGCUAACAUCACCAGUAAGAGUGCUGCCAAGAAGAACCGUGAGAGCACGAGACUUGAGGAUGACAUUGAGGAUGACACAAGUGGUGAUUUCAAGCGACUUCUCAUCUCAGCAUGUCAGGGUGGAAGGAGUGAAAUCCCUCGUGAACAACUUGAACAAGCGGUUGAGGAAGUUAUAUUUGAGGGAGAACCUUCUGGAAUGUUCCAGUUGAAUUAUAAAAAACUGGCUGAUGACGCAAAGGCAAAGAGAGAUGCCGAGAUUCUCUUCAAGGCUGGUGAGGACAAAUGGGGUACUGAUGAGCAGGAGUUCACACGUAUAUUCUCCACUAGAGAUUUCUACCAACUUAGAGAGACAUGGGACCAAUAUGUGAAGCUUGCACAAAGAGACAUCACUAAUUCUAUAGACAGAGAAACAUCUGGCGAUUAUAAGCGAGGACUCGUUGCUAUAGCUGAGAACAUCAAAUGUCGACCCAUGAUGUUUGCCAGACGACUUGAGAGAGCUAUGAAAGGACUGGGUACAGAUGAGAAGACGUUGACAAGGAUCAUUAUCUCCAGGAGUGAGAUUGAUCUUGUUCAGAUCAAACAGUGUUUCUUGGAAAUCACCAAGCAGACCCUUUGGCGCUGGAUCAAAGAUGACACUAGCUUCAACUACAAGAAAGUCCUGCUUGCCCUUGUGGGCAAGGACUAGGCAUUGUGAAUUACUUAUUGUGAUCUAAUUCCCAGGCAAGGACGAGGAACUCUUUGGAAUAACUUCUCAUUGCUUAUGAUCUCUAAUUAAGAGCUGGAGACUGAAGUAUUGUUUAGAAUUACGUCUUAGACUUGGGACCAUGGUCACUUCAUCUUGAUUUAUCAAGGUAUUUCAUAUAACCAAAUAUGGUUAACACUCUGUGGUGACUGAACAAGGUAUGUAUGUACAGCAUUGCCCCAUGGAACUCCUUAAUUGAAAUCAUGAUGGUCAUGCUCUACUUCAGGUCUAAAGGGAAUUCUGAAGCUAAUUUCCUUACUAUUGGUCUAAGAUGAAAAUACAAAGAAGAAUAUGAUGACCAAUGUAAUAUAUUUUGUUAUGGACGCAUAUUGUAAAAUGUCAUUUAUUGAAAAUAACCCAGAUGCCAGUAGGUAGCUACCAGUUUCCCCACUAGGUGGCUAAUUUAGGCCAGGUAACAUGGCAAAUAUAGUAGAUGGUUCGAUUAAACUUGAAUAUUCAUCAGUUU